AUGUCAGUAAAAGUUGUUGUCCGCUGCAGGCCACUUAGUGUGGAUGAGAAGCGUGAGAAAACUAACAUUAUCGUACGUAUGAAUGGAGAAGAGGUGCAGGUGGUUGACUGCAUGGAAGGGAGAGGUGGAAAGUUUUCCUUUGACGAGGCGCUAUGGUCUGCUGAUGUGGAGGUAGAUGGUAACUCAAACCCACAUGCUUCGCAGGAUGCCGUAUACAGACCUGUUGCGUUUGAACUAUUUAACCAUGUUAUCACUGGAUAUAAUGGUUGUAUUUUUGCAUAUGGACAAACAGGAAGUGGUAAGACAUAUUCUAUGAUGGGUACACCAACAGAUCCUGGUGUUAUUCCUCGUAUUGCCAAAAAUCUUUUUUCAGAGGUUCAAAUCCUCAAUAACAGUGGUAUUGAGUCGUGUGUGGAGGUGUCAUUUUUUGAGAUUUACAACGAGAAGGUGCGUUGCCUUCUGUCUCCUUCCGAUAACGCUUUUGAUGAUUCUACACUGCGUGUGCGUGAACACCCAAAAUUUGGUCCUUUUGUGGAAGGUCUUACGAAGUUUGUUGUGACCACCGAGAUGGAUUUUCUGCAGCUUAUGCAUGACGGCAACAAGGUGCGCACCGCCGGGGCAACAGCAAUGAACGCCGCUAGCAGUCGCUCACACGCAGUUUUCGCCGUGACACUCACGCAACGGCGAGCAAACGGACGACUUGUGACGACGAAGACGUCAAAGUUAAAUCUUGUCGAUCUUGCCGGUAGCGAGCGGGCGUCAAAGUCUCUCGCAACGGGAAAGCGACUCGCAGAAGGCGCAAACAUUAACAAAUCACUAACAUGUUUGGGAAAUGUAAUAAGUGGUCUCGCAGAGGAACAGGAAACGGGUAAACCACGCCAUAUUCCUUACCGUGAUUCUGUUCUAACGUGGAUAUUGAAAGAUAAUCUUGGUGGUAACUCCAAAACGGUUAUGUUGGCUACUAUUAGCCCAUCUUCUGCGCAGUACGAAGAAACUAUGAGUACCCUGCGCUACGCCGAGCGUGCAAAGAAAAUUGUAAAUAAGGCUGUUGUUAAUGAAAGUAAUAAUAAUGAGGUCAUUGCCGCUCUUCAAAAAGAAAUUGAGGAACUUAAGAGACAAUUGCAAGGAGCAUCAGAAGGUGAAAGGGCUAAGCUAUCAGAUGAACUUGCAGCAAGUGAAGCCAUACAGAGGGAACUUCAAAUGUCUCUUGAGGAGAAACUAGCCGAAACAGGAAGGAUGAUGGAAGAACGUGAAAAGUAUAUGCGACAACUUGAAGCAGAGCUUGAACAGCAACGUGAUGAAAUUAAAAAUUUGCGGCAAGACAAUGCUGAAAAGGAACGUGUAAUUGAAAAACUUUUGCAACAUAUUGAAGAGGUACAGAAGAAAUUAGGUGUUGAAGGAGCCGCUGAAAUAGAACAACUGUUAGAGCAAGUUGCUCUCUUGGAAUCAGAGCAGCAUGCGACAGAAAUAAAAUCUUCAUUAGCAAAUAAUACCAUCUCUAGGGCUGCUGACGACACUACAUUAAGACCAGAAGAUCUUGGCAAUGUACGGCCUAAACAGUUGGAGAGUGGUAAAGUUACUGUUCGUGCUCUUGCAAAGGCUUUUGAAUCACUAGAUACGGAGAACUCGGUGAUACAGAGUAAGUCAAAUAUAGAUGAGUCGUUACACUUUGAUCCCAUUUCCAUGCACGUACGUACUUUCGAAGGAAAAAACAAGGAUGAAACGGUCAUCUCUGACACAGAUGCAAUGUUGUUGGAAUUGCUUGAUGAGGAUGAAAGUCCUAAAUAUCAGAAGCAAGGAGAAAAAGAAGAACAUGAACGACGAUAUAACAAAGAUAACCUUGACAUUGAUGAAGGAUUAGAACUCGACCUUGAGGAAGAUGCGGAUGAGGAUAUAAUUCUGGGCGAUGAAGAUGAUCUUGAGUUAGACUCUGAUAUUGAUCUUGAUAUUGAUGACAAUGAAGCUGAAACAGAAGUAACGGCAAAAGGAAAGGUAUCAGAAGAUGUGGCAGGAGGAAAAAGAGAAAAGGGGGUGGGAGAAAUGGUAGAAUCAUCAGUAGUAGAUAAAAAGGAAGAGGAACAUCCAAAUGAUGCUGAACUAGAGAAUCUUAUGGAGAAUGAAAUAAAUGAAAAGGAUGAAAAAUUCUUAGUUGAUGAAUACUUGGAGAUUGAUGAUAAUGAGGAAUCUGACGUUUACAAGGAGGGAUUGAUAAAACAAGAAGUUAACGACUCUGAGGAUAUUGUUAAUGCUGCUGCUGCUCUUCCUAUCGAACCUGGAGCUGCUACUGGUGUUACCGAAGAUUCUGUUGUGAUGAUUAAUCCUUCCAAUAUAACUGAAGAAGUAAUAACUGAUAGUAAAGCUACAGAUCCAAAAAUUGUUUCUCCAUCUAUUAUUGCUUCUACUACUACUACUACUACUACUACUACUACUACUACUACUACUACUACUACUACCACUGAACCUACUACUACUACUGCUACUACUACCGCUGAACCUACUGAGGGUAUUUGUGCAACUUUUGUACCUCAGCAAGGGGGUUUUCUUUCACCGUACCCUUCUAUUACGACGCUAGUAGUACCCUCUCAUGCUCUUCCUAACAAUCGCUACCUUCAUGAGUUGUUUAAGGUGGUUAAGGUGAAUGAUGCAGCAUUAAUUGGGAAUAAAAAAGACCGUAUUUGGGAUGUUGACUUUUUCCGACGUCGCUUUGCAAACCUAGAUUUGGCUGGGUACAUGUCAUUUGAAUAUCCAGCUGCUAAUUUAUAUCGUGUCGAGAAGGACCCUGUUCAUUCUCAACGACUAAAGUUAUACUUUUUUGAGGCACCACACCCGUAUGAACUAGAAUUUACUUCAAGUGAACGUCGUCAGCGUUUCUAUGAAAUUUCAACGACUCUUCGUCGUAACUCAAUUAUGUGGUGUCCUUCUUUGUGUCUUGAGGGUGAGAAUGAUAUUAUCUUAAAUGUACAAGGAACUACAAUUGAACGUCCAAACUCUAAAUUAGUGAGGGUAAAUGGUGAAACGAAGUUUAUGGUUGCACGUAUGCCGUAUGAAGUUGUAGACAUGUGGUAUGGUUGUUUCUCGAUGCGUGGUCAUUCUUUGCCACACAGCGCAGCAGUAUUAGGUAGUUUUAUGCCUAAAGAGUCUCACGAGGUGUAUAUAAUCGGCAUCAUGGAUGUACCACCUGAUUUUAUCGGAAAUGAAGAGAUGUGUAAGUACUUUCUUAAUUACUUGGGUACUGCACAAUACUACGCUCUCGCAAAUACGACUUUACAUUCAAAAAAAAGACAUACAAACAAUGCUAUUAUAAUUAUUGUACGACGAUCUUUUAUUGUACGUUCUUCACAUAUUGAAGCUGUAGAAACAGCCCCCGUUCUUUCUGAAGAUGUUCAAGGAUGUGAUUUUACAGCUGUGGGAUGUUCGCUGCGUAUUAAUGAGGUCAGUAUAUGUGUUAUUCUCCUUAAUGCGAAACCGACAAAUUGUCCUGCAUCAUCAAGAGCGAGAUGCAUGCGAAUGUUAAUGUCUAGUUUCCCUUUUGGUGAUACUCUUAUUGAUAUUGGGGCACGGUUUGAUUAUUUUAUAGUUUCAGGUGCCUUUAAUUUUGGUGCAGAUUUUAGGGAAAAUGACAUGUUACUCGCACAGAUUAAAGCGUUAAAUCUUAUGUCGGAUAUGGUAGAAGCACCACCAAGUGUUGCCUUAAUAAACUCACCAGAACCAAUACGAAUAUUUUAUUCAACUCGUCCACGCGUUUCUCGCCUUGACGUAAAACAAUAUACAACAUCUCGGGCUUUAGCCAUGCCUAAUGCUUUUGUUUCUAUGGAUAUUUAUUGUCAAAGAGCUUUUUUAAGUGUUUUUGGGGAACAAGUUCAUCGAGUACAACUGGUUUUGGAUAAACUUAUUUUUUCAUCACCUACUCGACGUAUUCCUCCUAUUUAUUUUUCAGAAUUACGUAUAUCUGGUGAAUGGAUUGAAAACAGUCCGUUAUUUACAUCCGUUCACAAAAAUGGUGAUGCAUAUACAAUUUCAGGAGGGGAAGUUCCUAGGAUAGUACCUACUGUUAGUAAUAUCGAUUUUUUACGUCUGCAAACAAUUAACUUUUCCUUAAUGGGUUCUCUUGAUCCCAAACCCAAAAAGAAGAAACAGAUAAUACCUAUUGCAUCUUGUGUUUUACCAUUAAAGAAUAUGUUUCAAAUGGGUGAAGUUCUAGAGUUCUCUAUACCUUUAUAUUAUCGUGCUUGUAAUGUAGGGACAUUAACUGGUACUCUACUUUUGGUAUUGUAUGAAAAGAAUACUGCUGAUCUUGCUAGCUUUCCAAAUAAACAUGACGUAUUUUUGGUCUCGUGUUAUGAAAAUCAAAUACUUGAUGGAAAGAAUUGGGUUCCUACUGUUUUUUCCCAACAUCAUGCAUACAACUUCUCCUCAUUUGACGCUACUGUAGAAUGCAGUAGAGAAAGUUAUGAACUUCCAGAUCCAACGAAAUGGAUAUGGCUCAAUCUUUGGCGUCAUGACUCACUUCCACACGAAAAGGAGGGAUGGAUGUACUGCGAGGGGUUUGAUCAAACGUUUUACUUCAAACCUACCAGGUCAAGUAUUGUGCGUCGCCGUCGUUGGACACGUGUAAUGCAAGCAAGUGAUCCCAUCACCUUACACAACUACUUGCUGUCGUUGCAGUCCACUGGAAAAGGCUGA
Trypanosoma theileri is the source of this 4683-nucleotide messenger RNA. RefSeq names its product putative Unc104-like kinesin. Lineage: Eukaryota; Euglenozoa; Kinetoplastea; Trypanosomatida; Trypanosomatidae. The coding region runs from base 1 to 4683 and encodes 1560 amino acids. Gene Ontology annotation, cellular component: kinesin complex; microtubule. The transcript has a single exon. Gene Ontology annotation, molecular function: microtubule motor activity; microtubule binding; ATP hydrolysis activity. The record is from RefSeq and is a predicted model, not a curated record. Gene Ontology annotation, biological process: cytoskeleton-dependent intracellular transport; microtubule-based movement.